AUGUUCAGCUUCAGUACUUCACCACUCCUCUUCUUCUCUUUGCUCUUCCUCAUCCUCAUCUUCACCACCACAACAUCAGUUGCACAAUCUUACAAACCGACUGAACACUUCCUUCUCGACUGUGGUUCAUCCACCAAUUCCACUUCCAGUUCCAACCAGACAUGGGAGGGUGAUGAAAUUUCCAAAUUUGUACCUUACAACAUCACCACAACUUCCUUUUCAUUCAAAGCUUCAUCUCAAGAUUCUUCUGUCGAUACAAUCCUUUAUUCUACUGCCCGAAUCUUUAACAGUACUUCUUCAUUCACAUACACUUUUCCAGUGUCUCAAGGGCCCAAAUUCCUCCGCCUCCAUUUCUAUCCAGCCACCUACUCAAACCUUGAUGCAAACAAAUCUUUCUUCUCUGUAUCAUCCAAUGGCUACUCUCUUUUAACCAACUUCAGUGCCUUGCUACACGUGUUGUUUCAAAAAGAGACUCGCCCUGAUGCAAAACUUGUCAAGGAAUUCCUCAUCCAUGUAAACAAUACACAAACACUAAACGUUGUCUUUACACCUUCGCCCAACUCAUAUGCCUUCAUCAAUGGUAUUGAAAUCGUCUCAAUGCCCGACGAUCUGUAUUUCAAUAAUCCUAUAAAACUGAAACCCAUUGGUGUGAUUAAUGGACCCGUUAUUGAUAACAAUACGGCUCUUGAAAAUAUAUACCGGUUAAACAUGGGCGGGGGACAAAUAUCCGGUAAAUAUGAUACAGGUAUGUACCGGUUUUGGGAUCAAGAUGAUAACUACAUAUAUGGUGGAGCGUUUGGGUUGACGCCUCGGUACGAGGCUCCGAUCACGUACACCACCGAGACUCCGAAUUAUACGGCACCCGAGCAAGUUUACCAAACCCAAAGGAGUAUGGGCAAACUGGCUGACCAGUACAACCUGACUUGGAGACUUCCAGUUGAUUCUGGGUUUAAUUACAUGCUCAGGCUCCAUUUUUGCAACAUCAUACCACAAUACACAAAAAGGGAACAGGUGCGAUUUUAUAUCUUCAUUAAAAAUCAAACCGUUGAAAAAGAUUUUGAUCCAUUCUACGGGACCCAAGGUAGAGGGUAUCCUAUUUUCAAGGAUUAUGUUGUGCAUGUCGACAGCCCAGAUGGCCGCCCAAGCAAGCAAGAUUUGUGGCUUGCAUUGCAUCCCAACGCCUAUUCGGAAGCAUAUUAUGAUGCUUAUUUGAAUGGUUUGGAAGCUUUUAAGUUGAGCAUGGACCGGAAUCUUGCAGGCCCAAACCCGGAAGUUAGUCCCCCUGCACACCCACUGCCAAAGCCGUUGUCUUCCAUCAAAGUUGAUAAGAAGAGUCCACCGUAUGCCACGAUAAUUGGAGGUGUCGGGGGAGGGGUAGUGUUUCUUAUGUUUAUCUUAAUUCUAAUAUAUAUACGACAACGAAAACAAACCAAACAUUAUGGUACCAACUAUAAUGAGCCGUCUUGGGGUCCAACUUCUAGUGAUUCCUCACUUCCAUCUGAUCGUUGCCGUCGGUUUUCCCUUAAGGAAAUGAAAAGCGCUACCAAUGAAUUUAAUGAGAACUCUGUUAUUGGCAAAGGAGGGUUUGGCAAGGUAUACAAAGGGUACAUGGGCCAUACAACCAAUAUCGUAGCUAUCAAACGGCUCAACGAUUCAUCAAGUCAAGGUAUUCAAGAAUUCGUGACUGAGAUAUUGAUGUUGUCUAAUCUUCGUCAUGUCAAUCUAGUGUCCCUGAUUGGUUACUGUGACGAAGACAAAGAGAUGAUCCUUGUGUAUGAAUACAUGGAGCAUGGGACAUUACGGGAACAUCUCUACAAGACAAACAACCCUCCUUUGUCAUGGAAAACACGUCUGCAUAUUUGCAUUGGUGCGGCCAAAGGGUUGCAUUAUCUCCACACAAGUGCAAAGCGUACGAUUAUACAUCGUGAUGUCAAGUCCACAAACAUCUUACUUGAUGAGAACUGGAUUGCAAAAGUAUCUGAUUUUGGUUUGUCGAAGCUAGGGUCAAAAGACCCAUCACAAACACACGUGAGCACCAUGGUAAAAGGUAGUAUUGGGUAUAUUGAUCCGGAAUACUGCAAAAGGAAACAAAUAACGGACAAGUCUGAUGUGUACUCAUUUGGUGUGGUUUUGUUUGAAGUGUUGUGUGCAAGACCUGUCAUCGUACAACAGAUGAAAGACGAUGAACAAGUGAGCUUAGCAGAAUGGGGAAAGACUUGUUAUCGAAGGGGAACGUUAUCUGAAAUAGUUGAUCCAAAACUAGCUGAUGGUGAGAUUGCUGCUGGAUGUUUCAGAAAAUUUGGAGAGGUUGCGAAUAGUUGUUUGCAGGUGGAUGGAAGCGAGCGACCAACAAUGGAGAAGUAG
This is a messenger RNA of Erigeron canadensis, 2364 nucleotides long. Its product is annotated as receptor-like protein kinase FERONIA. Gene Ontology annotation, molecular function: ATP binding; protein serine/threonine kinase activity. The record is from RefSeq and is a predicted model, not a curated record. The transcript has a single exon. The coding region runs from base 1 to 2364 and encodes 787 amino acids. Lineage: Eukaryota; Viridiplantae; Streptophyta; Magnoliopsida; Asterales; Asteraceae. Gene Ontology annotation, biological process: protein phosphorylation.